ACAGAUAUCCUGUGGUAAAAAAAACACACAAAACAGAUAUCCUAUUAUCAGGCGUGCCUCCGAUUGAUUCGUUCUAUGCCGACGCAAGGUGAAGAUCUGAUCAUGGUUAUUGGCGUUCUUCUCCUCUUAAAGCCUACUCGCUCUCCUAUGCGAACACGAGCAGGUUCGUACAUGACUACACGUACAAGGCGGGAGAUCGAUCCAGUACUCCACUUCGGCAUCAUUCACUUCCGUGAUGCCGUCAUGGAUAGGUGUAGCAGUGACGGACUCCAACGCCAAUUCGCGCAGGAUUGUGUAUGUCUACAAGUACAUGGCGGGAGAUCGAUCCAGUACUCCAUGCUGGUGUCGUUGGCUGUCAUGGUGCCGUCAUGGACGGGAGCAGCAGCGAUGUACGCCAUCGUCAAUUCGCCAUACCCAUCCAAGGUGGCUUGGCAGAUGAUUCAAGUGCUCUAUGGUGAAAUCAUGAAUCAGAGACAACUCUAUAUGAUCUCAAGUGAGUACGCAGGAAAAGGUGCUGGCCGCCCAAGGUAUUGGAGCAUCAAUAAAGGUUAUCGGAGGUGUUUCACGACCAUCUAGCUAUUGUGCAUUAUGGCCUCGAAGUGCUGCAGGAAAAGACCAUGAAGAUGGACAAGUAGUUCCUUCCAACAUGCUAACAUUGAUCAAUUUUU
Triticum aestivum (bread wheat) is the source of this 668-nucleotide messenger RNA. RefSeq lists its product as uncharacterized. The record is from RefSeq and is a predicted model, not a curated record. NCBI's taxonomy places the organism in Eukaryota, Viridiplantae, Streptophyta, Magnoliopsida, Poales, Poaceae. The transcript is spliced from 2 exons. The coding region runs from base 76 to 576 and encodes 166 amino acids.